Molecule: messenger RNA, 4205 nt
Organism: Megalobrama amblycephala (Wuchang bream)
Lineage: Eukaryota; Metazoa; Chordata; Actinopteri; Cypriniformes; Xenocyprididae
Product: transmembrane protein 233-like
Exons: 3
Coding region: 183-515 (110 amino acids)
Cellular component (GO): membrane
Source: RefSeq, a predicted model, not a curated record
CAGGCUCUUCUUGCCCAAGCACCCUCCCACCCAAAACACUCUUCAUUUCAUCUUGAUUCUUGACAGCCCACACAACUCUGCUGGAUAUAUUCAUCUCUAUUUACUCCGUUUUUAACUGCUUUUUCUCCAAAGUUGUUUUCUGGAGAACAUUUGCCAGUUAUCAGGAGUGUUUGUCUGCCAUCAUGGCACCGGGAGGCUCACAGACGGAUGUGAAAGACUCUCUGAAUGGGAGUAUGGAUUUCUAUCGCAGCUGGUUCGGUUCUACGACCCCACGACCUCCUCUGCGAAAUUACCUGGUCCUGACCAUCCUCACCUGUUUCUGUCCUGCCUACCCUGUCAAUAUUUUAGCCCUGGUGUUCUCGAUAAUGUCCAGAAACAGUUAUGACCAGGGAGAUUAUGAUGGUUCUAGGCGUUUAGGGAAGAUGGCGCUCUAUGUGUCGAUCGCCUCCAUCAUCAUUGGCAUCCUCAUCAUCACUAUCUUCUGCGCUGUGCAUUUCAGCACGAAAGAUGUUUAAGACGACGGUAUUUCUGUCCUGCUGUCCUCUGGAGGAAGGACGUCCACUCGGUCAGAGGUUUAAUGUGAAACCAAGACCAGGACUGAUUCAGACAUCAGUUCUCCUCCGUCUGUAAUCAACCUCUGCAUGAACAUGCUUAUACAAUACAAAAGAGAGAGGUAGUUGGCGGGGCUUGAGAAGUUAUGCCAUUUUUGUCAGGCAACGUUUUGCAGACAAUCACAUUCAAUGUAUGCACCUUUAAAUCACUUAAUAUCAUGCACCCAUGCACAUGCUGAAUAUGUAAAUAAUUUUGUAACCCAUGCACGCCUGUUCUUUUUCAAAAUAUGUUUUGUGCCAAUCCUAUGUUGAAAUAUAUAACUACAAAGAUUUCAGGGCUAAAUGUUACAACAAAAAUGGCUAAUAAUGACCCUAACUAGUAAAUAUCAUUACAGUACAUCACACUGUUUACAGUCUUCAAGUCUUAACAGUUCCUAAAAAUUCUGUAAAAAAAAAAAAAAAUCAGUGGACAUGGACAUCCUGAACAUGUAAAUAUUAAUAAUGCUUGGCGCUUAGUGUUUUCCACUAGAUCAUGAAAACAAUGACAAGGGUCUUAAUUUUUAUAAUAACUUUUGGAGUUUUUUUUUUUUUUUUUUAAAUAGUGAUAAUAUGUAUUUGAGUUUAUUGUUUAUUCAUGGAUUAGUUCAUUGUGAGUCUAUGUUUAUGUGUUGUCAAAUGUUUUAUAAAUCAAAGGACACUAAUUUGCAAUUAAAUGUUUUGAUGAACUUGUCCUAAUUAAAUAAUAAACUUCAUUUAUAAAGCACCAUUCAUUCAAUAGCUCAAUGUGCUUUCAAAGGCUUUAAAUCUGAAAUAUGUCACUUUUGCACCAACAGCACCACCAAACAGGCCUGCAAAACUAAUAUUUUUACCAAUACCAAUAUUUUUCCACCCCCCAAUUUGAGUAAUCAUAAUAAUAAUGCCAAUGCAAAUACUUCCAAACAAACAACAGCAGCAUCGCUGCACAUCUCAGAAUAACACAUAGGUUUAUGUCCAAAAUAGCCUCUUGAGUAGGUACUUAUAUGGAAUAAAUAGUACUUUGUGAGCUCUAAAAAAGUAUAUCAAAAAAGUAUUUCUAUAGCCUGAAGUAUGAAUGAAGUCUGGACGUACUACAUCCGCCAUCAUGUCGCUUCACAAAUCCUCUCCCGUAGGCUCAUGGGAUAGUAAAGUGUCCAUCGUAUGCACACUUUAGAAUCUUGUAGUAGGUCAUCUGGGUAGGUCAUCUUUUUGCCUACUCUUUUAUGAGUAGGGGAGAGUGGGGUAAGAUGAGCCAUAAAAAAGUGUUCCUCUGGCUCAAUUUACCCCAGGUUAGGGGUAAGUUGAUCCGAGUCAGUAGGUGGGUGAUUACUGACCAUCUAACUGAAUCUGAAUCAAACCCAUGUGAAAUUUUAAAGAUAAAUGUACCUAUUUAAAAAAAUAAUUUAAUAAUCAAAUUUCCUUUUACAAGUGUUAUAUUUCUUUUUUAAGCUAAAUUAAACAACACAAAACCAACCAAAUGAAGUUGAAAUUUCAGUAUCUUUAAUUGUUUGCAUUGCUGAAACAAAAUGUUGAACAUCAAAAUUUUAACCUUCCCAAAAACAGACUAAACAGAGAGUUUGUUGAGUAAAAUGAAAAAGGAUUUGGUGUACUUGUACAUUAUUCCUAUCAAAUAAACUCAAAAAUAAACUAAAACAGUUGCGUAAUAUUACAUUGAAAUGACACCAGUUUAUAAUUCAGAUUUAACUUAAAUUCAGUGCCUUAUGGUGGGGUAAGUUAAAACGCUGGCUCAAUUUACCCCACAGCAUUUGGCUCACUUUGCUCCAUAGCUGCCAUUUUAGGAAAAGCUAGCUAGCUUACCAAUUCAGAAUAAUAUUUAGCUAAAUGACUUGCAUGGUUUCAUACAUUGCUAAAUCACCAAUAUGCAUCAUAAAUAGUUUUAGACCUGGACAAAUUUGCUUUGAUGAAACAGCCAUUACAUCUGUUUUGUUCAAAUUUUACUUUGACAAGCCGAAAAGUAAAAGCGACUUUAUUAAAGUAAAUAAGCGACUUCCACUCCGCCCACGUGCUUCUCCUUUUCACAGUCUGGCAGAAAUGAUGGGUGGUUCUAAGAUAUAUGGUCACAUGACAAUAAAAUGGCACGGUUGCCAAGAUACAGGGGUGGGUCAACUUACACACUGACUCAUCUUACCCCACUAUCCCCUACUGUGAAUUAGCACAUACUUUUGUCACGUAGCCUACCGUUUUUUACCUAAUGUAUAGUAGGGAAGUAUGAGAUUUUGGAUGCUGCCAUAUGCUGAAUUCAGAUCUUCAUACUAGUAUACUACUCUUGAUACUAUUACAAUAUCUUAGAGUAGGAUGCUAGUUUGCGGCUCUGAAUUCACCAAUAGUAUUUCACUUCUGAAUGAAUCAACAGGUGUGUUUGGCUUGAAGCUUCAUAGACUGAUUGGUGUAUAAUAUCAAAGCACUGCAAGAGCGAUUAGAGAGCAGAUGCUCUGUAUGUUUGAUGUUGUACACCAAUGGGCCUGUGCAGUGCCACUUCAAGUCAAACACACCUAACAUUUUUGAACUAACGAGUUGUGAUUCAGUGACUCACUUGUUGCUGAAUGAAUCAGAGUAUAAGCAUGAUGUAUUGUGUUUUGAAUUACUGUUUUGAACGAAUCGGUUGAGUGAAUCAUUCAAUGAAUAAAAAGAGUUACUUGUCGCCACCUACUGGCGGAACUAUGUAACCUGCAGAAAGAAAAACAACAUUUUAAUGGUAAAUGCAAUAAAUUAUUUUAGUAAACACAAAAAAGAAUUGAGCAAGAAAUUUAAAGUUACCAUUAAAAAAUUAAAUAAAACCCUAUUGAUGUUUUUAAUGCAUGUUACUGGUCUUUUUUCAUCACUCCAACCAAGUCCAACCAUAUAUUUUUUGUAAACUUGAUUGUUUAUGGAAAUAAAAUGAGUUUUACAUUGACUUUUAAAGUUUUUCCAGUAUCAGGCUUAUACUUAUGUAGACCAAAUAAGAUGCAGGUAAGUUGUAAAUUAUAGAGAGAUAUUGAGAUAAAGCUCAUUUAUUUUUCUCAGUCCCCGACCCCCUUAAUCUUCAGGCCAGAGAGAUGGUGUAUUUGGAUAUGUAUCUUCAGCACUCAUUCGUGCUAUAUAUAGCGUUGGGUCUCAAUCCCACGGUGGUGUCAGGGGCCUCUUGUUAUACCAGUGUGUUCCGGCCAGCAGGGUCACAUGACACAGGAUAGCUGGUUCAGCACUGCCUGUACUGAAAAACACAUGCAGGUCUCCACGCUCCAGAAAACUACAUCAUGCUUAUACAAGGAAAGACUUCAGCACAGUAAACAGACAGAGUUAGAACAGAAGUGAAAUGUGUUAUGGGACAUGAGUCGAACACUCAAUAUUGGGUAUAAUAAUUAACAGUAAAUAAAUCUGACACUAUUUUCAAAACAAAACAAAAAAAAUAAAUGAAAUAGCGCAAUGGUUAUUUUAAAAUGAAAUUAAAUAAAUUCAGUACAAUAAAAACUAUCAUGAUGAUUUCUGACUGUACAUAAUGCUUUUUCAAUGUUGUAAAUAAAAAGAUUAUUGGAGUGUGUUUACAAGACAAUACUAUUUCAGUCUUUCUACAUCAAAAUUUCAUUUUUAAUGCAGUGUGUUGCUUGCUAUUUAUUUGAAAUAAAAUUAAAGUUGUUUCGA